Thamnophis elegans (Western terrestrial garter snake) is the source of this 1574-nucleotide messenger RNA. It is a transcript of the gene P2RX5, whose product is annotated as purinergic receptor P2X 5. Gene Ontology annotation, biological process: response to ATP; monoatomic cation transmembrane transport. Gene Ontology annotation, molecular function: ATP binding; extracellularly ATP-gated monoatomic cation channel activity; purinergic nucleotide receptor activity. The record is from RefSeq and is a predicted model, not a curated record. Gene Ontology annotation, cellular component: plasma membrane; nuclear inner membrane. The transcript is spliced from 12 exons. The coding region runs from base 1 to 1230 and encodes 409 amino acids. NCBI's taxonomy places the organism in Eukaryota, Metazoa, Chordata, Lepidosauria, Squamata, Natricidae.
AUGGAUCAGAUCGCCUGGAAAGAAUUGUGCUGCUCGCUUUUCGAUUACAAAACCGAGAAGUAUGUCAUCGCCAAGAACAAGAAAGUGGGGAUUCUCUACCGGACGGUCCAGCUCUCCAUCCUGAUCUACAUCGUGGGGUGGGUCUUCCUGGUCAAGAAAGGGUACCAGGAAGUGGAAGCCUCCAUCCAAAGCUCGGUCAUCACCAAGGUGAAGGGCGUGGCCUUCACCAACACCUCGGAAAUGGGCAAGAGGAUUUGGGACGUGGUGGACUACGUCAUACCCCCUCAGGGCGAAAGUGUUUUCUUCGUAAUGACCAAUCUGAUCAUCACCCUCAACCAGCAGCAAGAUACCUGCGCUGAGAACCCGAGUAUUCCAGAUGCCUUGUGUUACCGCGACAAUGACUGUCCCCGGGGAGAAGCCGUGAUAGCCGGCAACGGUAUCAAGACCGGACGGUGUAUAAAAGUGGGGAAUAAUAUCAGUGGGACAUGUGAAAUCUUCGCUUGGUGCCCGGUGGAGAAGAAAGACAGAACCAAAUCAGCUCUUCUGCUUGAUGCGGAGAAUUUCACGGUUUACAUCAAGAACAGCAUCCGUUUCCCCAAGUUUAACUUUUCCAAAACCAAUGUCCUCGACACCCAAAAUGAUGCUUAUUUGAAAAAUUGUCGCUAUGGAGAAGAUCAUCCGUACUGCCCCAUCUUCUCACUGGGGAAACUGGUUAGCUGGGCUGGGAGCAAUAUUCGGGAGAUGGCAUCAGAGGGCGGGGUGAUUGGCAUCCAGAUCGAAUGGAAUUGCAACCUGGAUAAAAAACCGUCAGAGUGUAACCCUCACUAUUCUUUCAGUCGCCUAGACAACAAAUCUGCGGAGAAGUCUGUCUCCUCUGGAUACAACUUCAGGUUUGCCAAGUAUUACCGGAGGGCAGAUGUCGAUUUCCGAACGCUGAUCAAAGCUUACGGGAUCCGUUUCGAUAUCAUGGUGAACGGCAAGGCAGGGAAAUUUAACAUCAUCCCAACGGUAAUCAACGUGGGAUCCAGUCUUGCGCUAAUGGGAGUGGGGGCGUUCCUCUGUGACCUGGUGCUGCUGUACCUUCUUCGAAAGAGCGAGUUUUACAGAGGGAAAAAAUACGAGGAAGUGAGGUCGAAUCCCAAGAAAACUUUACCGGCAAGCACCAUUGACGGGAAUCAGGAGGCUGAGAACCAGAGUGAAGAUUCUUCAUCCCAGUUGGAUCAGCUUUAGAUGGUUGAGACCUAAAAGCUGUUUUGACUCUGGAACGACGUCAUCCGUUGUUAAGAGAAACCACGGACCCCAGGAAGCUGCAGGAAGGGAUUCGCUUAAGCUCUUAACGGCCUUCGUUUUUGGCAUCCUGAGCCAAGGAUAUCUACACAUGGCAGGAUUUUUAACUUUUUGAAAUCAAAACCAAACGCCAGGAAAUCCUGCGUUAAGGACCGCAGCUGCGUGGCGGAUAUAAAUCCUCUUUUAUGUGGCUUCUGGAUAACCUGACACCGCCAUCCGUAGCCUAUCAAAUGUACGUCAAAAGCCAAUUGAAGAGAGGACAGUUGUCCACGCUGAACUACUAUCAU